Naegleria fowleri is the source of this 2121-nucleotide messenger RNA. RefSeq lists its product as uncharacterized. The transcript has a single exon. The coding region runs from base 1 to 2121 and encodes 706 amino acids. The record is from RefSeq and is a predicted model, not a curated record. Lineage: Eukaryota; Heterolobosea; Eutetramitea; Acrasida; Naegleriidae.
AUGGUUGUUCGAUAUGCCACGAAGGCUUUGAACUCUCUGAAGAAUACACUCAAAUAUAAGAGAGUUGAGGACCUUCCUCCAUCCAUUACUUAUCCAAUCACACUUUCUCCCCAAUUUGCUGAUGUGCUUCAAAAGAAGUUAGAGAAUAAUGGAAGACUUGAAGAGUCUCCUGAAACAAAUCCAGACGUUCGCGAGAGAAGAACCACCAAUGAAAACUUGUUUUUAAAACCAGACUUUGGUUUGAAGGUAGAUUUACCUCUCACUUCAUCCAGUGAAACAACAUACUCAUCGGAAAAACAUGUUGGUACUCCUCUCAAGAAAACAAUGGAACAAUCGGUCUCUGACUUUGAAAAGUUUUUCCAAGAUUUAAGAGGAGAAUCAUUUGCUGAAUUUGAUAUGAACACCCACCAACGAAUCGAAUCUACCAUACCCAUGCAUUCAUUGGCAAACCUCUUGAAGUCUCACAAAAUUAAUAGACAAAAAACCAUGAGUGCUGAUGAGCUAGCAGAACGAAUUUUUGAUGGUGAAGAAAUGCGUGCCUAUAUUACAAAAAGGAACGAGUUCAUUGCUCAAAACAACAUCCAAAUACCAAAUGAAGACUUCCUUUAUGAUACUCCAGUUGAACUGGAAUUAGAAAGUAUCGUCAACCAAAAUCAUGAGCCGUUACUGAAGUGGAUGAACGACCAAUGGCAAAUAUUUGUUAAUUACUCUAAACAAAUGCUAGACUUCCACAAACCAUACUAUGAAGCAUAUGCUAAACAAAAUACAAAAUCUGAGAAAGAAGCAGCAUUAUUACUUGAUACAGCUUACAAGUUCGAAGAGCUCAAAAUACUAAGUUCUAGCUUGGCCUUCACAACACAACCAUGUUUCCAAACUAGAUUGAAGGAAGUCAAACCAAUUUUGGAUAGAAUUGUUUCUAUCACCCGGGAUGUUGAAACCACAUUGCUUCAGAACACCAAAACAAAAUAUCCACAACUUUCCAAGCUGGUAGAAAAGCUUUCCAAAGUAUCAAAAAUCAAAACAGAUUUCUUGUCUUCUAGCCCUGAGGCCCAUCUCUAUUGGUUGCAAGAAUCCCCUGUAAACCAAAUCCAUCAAAACUAUCAAGAAGAAAACAACACACCCAAGUUUAUGGAUGUCGUGUUAAACUCGCUCAAGUCAUACAAGAGUCAAUUAGAGCCACUCUUUUCUGUUGAAGAAUACAAUGAAUUUAAAAAGGCUAUCAUUGACAAUAUUGAUGCAUUAGAUAAUGACACUUAUGGAUUUUUACAAACAACGGUAGAGAAGUUUAAGUCUGAUGCAACUAUGGAUCUUAGACCAUUGGACAUUUCAAACGAUGAGGAUGUCUUGAUCAUGAAAAAAAUUAAUAACAAUGUAAAGAAGGCUUUGAAAGAAGGAAAGACCCCAUUUAAGGCUAUCUUUAAUGUUGACAAUUAUGUUGAGUUUUUCUCUCACCUUAAAAGAACAAGAAACACUGCUGAGAUCAAAGAAAUGUUACCAGCCUAUCAAUCAAAAUAUAUUGCAGACACAAAGUUACCAACUCACCAUAUUUCAUUAAGACAAUCAUACGGAUUCCUUCAUUCUGGUAUCAAGUAUCCAGCUGAUAAGGUUGUAAAGUUGACAGUAAGACUUGCCGACAUUGAUUUUAGCUCUGAUAUCGCAAGACAAAACUUUAUCAAGCUUGUAAAGGGUGAUAUGAAAGCCAAGUACAAGAAGAGAUUUAGCGAGAUCAAACAAACAGUCACGUUAAGAUGUGGCUUAUAUGAUACCAAAGAAGAGAAUAUCAACUACUUGCAAAAUCUAUUGGUUGAACUUAUUAGAGCAGCAGAAAGCUUUGAUACUCUCAUUCCUGAAGCUCCUACGACCGUAGCUACUGAAACAAGAGAACAAUUACAACAAAGAUUUUUGGAUGAGGAUGCAAAAGCAGAGGCUGCACUUGAGGCUUGGGUCAUGCACAGAAGAGCUGGUAAGGUUGCCGUCGGUGCUGAUCUCACUUACGGAGAAGGUGUCAAAGAAGAGCAGAAGGUUGAAGAAGAGAUUGUGGAAGAUUAUGGUUACAAAACUUACAACGUGGAUGAGUUACAAGACAUCGAUAUGGAUGAAGAUUCCGGUCUGAACAAAUAA